This is a messenger RNA of Papaver somniferum (opium poppy), 896 nucleotides long. RefSeq names its product 60S ribosomal protein L24. Gene Ontology annotation, molecular function: structural constituent of ribosome; mRNA binding. Bases 110 to 598 code for a protein of 162 amino acids. Lineage: Eukaryota; Viridiplantae; Streptophyta; Magnoliopsida; Ranunculales; Papaveraceae. The record is from RefSeq and is a predicted model, not a curated record. The transcript is spliced from 5 exons. Gene Ontology annotation, biological process: cytoplasmic translation. Gene Ontology annotation, cellular component: cytosolic large ribosomal subunit.
UAAGGAGGCUCUCCUUUCUCCAAACCUCAUUUUAGCCCUUUUUGUUUGGAGAGAUAGAGAGAGAGACUUGUUUCUAGGGUUUUCGUGAAGAAGCGGAGCAACAGCCGCCAUGGUUCUCAAGACUGAACUUUGUCGAUUCAGUGGUGCAAAGAUUUACCCUGGCAGAGGUAUUAGAUUUAUCAGGAGUGAUUCUCAGGUGUUUCUUUUCGUUAACUCAAAAUGUAAGAGGUAUUUCCACAACAAGUUGAAGCCCUCAAAGCUUACAUGGACAGCCAUGUACAGGAAGCAACACAAGAAGGACAUUGCUGCAGAGGCAGUAAAGAAGAGGCGCCGUGUUACCAAGAAGCCAUACUCUAGGUCAAUUGUUGGUGCUACUCUGGAGGUGAUUCAAAAGAGAAGGGCCGAGAAACCCGAAGUCAGAGAUGCAGCUCGUGAAGCUGCUCUUCGUGAAGUCAAGGAGAGAGUUAAGAAGUCCAAGGAUGAGAAGAAAGCUAAAAAAGCAGAAGUAAUGUCCAAGACACAGAAGACUCAGGGUAAGGUGGCCAAGGGUGCCCAACCAAAGGGAGCAAAGCUUGGUGGUGGCGGUGGCAAGCGGUAAGCUGCUUUAAGAGACGCUAGGAAUUCUGUUAUUACUACAAACAUUUAUUUUGUUAUCCCGCUUAAUUUUGAAUACAGAGGGUCAUUAGGCUACAUUUUAUAUCUAUCCUGUUUGUUUCUCGUUUUUGCAUUGAAAUGCUAGAUCAGACUGAUAAACCUAGUGUAUCCACAUUGUUGGGUUUAGAUAAGUUUUGUAGUUUUUUCAUGCUGAUUUAUGGUUAGUGGGGAUGUAUUAUGUUGUACUUAGGUAGAGAUUUUUUCUGUAAGUUCCAACUUUAUGCCCGGAGGGCUUGCUACAA